AUGGCGUCCGAGAUAUCCCUAGAAGAGAUAAAGAAUGAAACGGUCGAUUUAGAAAGUUUGCCGAUCGAAGAAGUAUUCCAACAGCUAAAAUGCUCUCGGAAUGGGCUAACGUCCGAGGAGGGGAUGAAGAGGUUGGGGAUCUUCGGGCCCAACAAAUUGGAGGAAAAGAAGGAGAGCAAAGUGCUAAAGUUCUUAGGAUUUAUGUGGAAUCCGUUGUCGUGGGUGAUGGAGGUCGCCGCCAUUAUGGCCAUUGCCUUGGCUAAUGGAGGGGGCAAGCCUACGGAUUGGCAAGAUUUUGUUGGGAUCGUCGUGCUCCUUUUGGUUAACUCUACGAUUAGCUUCAUCGAAGAAAACAAUGCCGGAAAUGCGGCCGCAGCCCUUAUGGCUGGCCUUGCCCCCAAAACCAAGGUUCUGAGGGACGGAAAAUGGAGCGAGCAAGAGGCUUCAAUUCUGGUCCCCGGCGACAUUAUAAGCGUGAAGCUGGGAGACAUCAUCCCCGCCGACGCCCGUCUCCUCGACGGCGAUCCCCUCAAGAUCGACCAGUCCGCCCUCACCGGCGAGUCCCUCCCCGUCACCAAGCACCCCGGCGCCGAGGUCUUCUCCGGCUCCACCUGCAAGCAGGGCGAGAUCGACGCCGUCGUCAUCGCCACCGGCGUCCACACCUUCUUCGGCAAGGCCGCCCAUCUCGUCGACAGCACAAACAACGUCGGCCACUUCCAGAAAGUCCUCACCGCCAUCGGCAACUUCUGCAUCUGCUCCAUCGCCUUAGGCAUGGCCAUCGAGAUCAUCGUCAUGUAUCCAAUCCAGCAUAGAAAAUACCGCGACGGAAUCGACAACCUCCUCGUCCUGCUCAUCGGCGGGAUCCCGAUCGCCAUGCCGACUGUCCUGUCCGUCACCAUGGCCAUCGGCUCCCACCGCCUGUCGCAGCAGGGCGCGAUUACUAAGCGCAUGACCGCCAUCGAAGAAAUGGCGGGCAUGGACGUGCUCUGCAGCGACAAGACCGGGACGUUGACGCUCAACAAGCUAACCGUCGACAAGAACUUGGUCGAGGUUUUCGACAAGAACGUGGACAAGGACACCCUCAUGCUACUCGCGGCCCGAGCUUCACGAGUCGAGAAUCAGGACGCGAUUGACGCUUGCAUUGUUGGCAUGCUUAGUGAUCCGAAGGAGGCGAGAGCUAAUAUUACCGAAGUGCAUUUCUUGCCCUUCAACCCGGUGGACAAGCGCACUGCGAUUACCUACUACGACGCGAAUGGAGAUUGGUAUCGGUGUAGCAAGGGCGCUCCCGAGCAAAUCAUCGAGCUUUGCCAACUCAAGGGUAGCGAUUUAAAGAGGGCGCAUGAGGUCAUCGACAAUUACGCCAACCGUGGUCUUCGCUCCCUCGCCGUUGCGCGCCAAAGUGUUCCGGAAAAAUCAAAAGACAGCGCCGGUGGACCUUGGGAGUUUUCCGGUUUGUUGCCUUUGUUCGACCCUCCAAGGCACGAUAGCGCGGAGACCAUUCAAAAGGCUCUUGAUCUCGGCGUCAAUGUUAAGAUGAUCACUGGCGAUCAGCUCGCCAUUGGUAAAGAGACGGGCCGUCGACUCGGCAUGGGCACCAAUAUGUAUCCAUCUUCUUCCCUUCUCGGACAAGGCAAGGACGACUCCGUUGCCACGAUCCCGGUUGAAGAGCUCAUCGAAAAGGCAGACGGCUUCGCCGGGGUCUUCCCAGAGCACAAGUACGAGAUCGUGAAGAAGUUACAAGAGAGAAAGCACAUAUGCGGCAUGACCGGCGACGGUGUGAACGACGCGCCGGCGCUUAAAAAGGCAGACAUUGGCAUUGCGGUGGCGGAUGCGACGGAUGCAGCCAGGGGCGCAUCGGACAUUGUUCUGACAGAGCCGGGGCUAAGCGUGAUCGUCCAUGCCGUUCUGACAAGCCGGUCUAUCUUCCAAAGGAUGAAAAACUACACCAUCUACGCGGUGUCCAUCACGAUACGUAUCGUGCUGGGGUUCAUGCUCAUUGCCUUGAUCUGGAAGUUCGACUUCUCGCCCUUUAUGGUCCUCAUUAUCGCCAUCCUCAACGACGGAACUAUCAUGACCAUCUCAAAGGACCGGGUCAAGCCGUCUCCAAUGCCCGACUCGUGGAAGCUCCGGGAGAUCUUCAGCACCGGCAUCGUCCUCGGCGCCUACUUGGCUAUCAUGACUGUCAUUUUCUUCCACUUGGCUCACGACACCGGCUUCUUCUCGAGAAAAUUUGGGGUUCGGCCAAUCGCGGACAACCACAACGAGAUGAAUGCAGCUUUGUACCUGCAAGUGAGCAUCAUAAGCCAAGCGCUGAUCUUCGUGACGAGGUCUCGAAGCUGGUCGUUUGUGGAGAGGCCCGGGAUGUUGCUGCUGAGUGCCUUCUUGAUAGCCCAGCUGGUUGCGACGCUUAUCGCUGUCUAUGCCCACUGGGGAUUCGCCAAAAUGAGCGGCAUCGGCUGGGGAUGGGCAGCUGUCAUCUGGGUCUACAGCAUCAUCACCUACAUCCCGCUCGACAUCCUUAAGUUCCUCAUCCGAUUCGUACUCAGCGGCAAAGCUUGGGACUCCAUGAUCCAAAGCAAGACGGCCUUCACGACAAAAAAGGACUACGGAAAGAAAGAGAGAGAAGCACAAUGGGCACAAGCACAACGCACCCUCCACGGCCUACAAAAUCCCGACACGGCGGCGCUCUUCCAAGACAGGAACUUCCGGGAGUUGUCUGAAAUCGCCGAGCAGGCAAGGAGGAGGGCUGAGGCUGCAAGGCUGAGAGAGCUGCACACCCUUAAGGGACACGUGGACUCCGUAGUGAAGCGCAAGGGAUUGGAUAUCAACACGAUCCAGCAACACUACACUGUGUAA
Andrographis paniculata is the source of this 2856-nucleotide messenger RNA. Its product is annotated as plasma membrane ATPase 4-like. Gene Ontology annotation, molecular function: ATP hydrolysis activity; P-type proton-exporting transporter activity; ATP binding. The record is from RefSeq and is a predicted model, not a curated record. NCBI's taxonomy places the organism in Eukaryota, Viridiplantae, Streptophyta, Magnoliopsida, Lamiales, Acanthaceae. Gene Ontology annotation, cellular component: plasma membrane. The transcript has 10 exons. Bases 1 to 2856 code for a protein of 951 amino acids. Gene Ontology annotation, biological process: regulation of intracellular pH; proton export across plasma membrane.